UCUCCGGGCAGAAUUGUAGUGCUGUUCAUUCAUGUAGCUACAUUUUCCGCUCCUCCUGGAAGUGUUAGCGCUCAUGUGAUGUACACAUUCUAGGCGCGGUCGACCAUGAGGCAGCAUAGACCCUCUACGUGGCCUAUAUAUUCCUCGCAAUUGGUCUUGACCCAGAUAGGUCGGUUACCACCCUACCGUUGCUCAUGUCAACUACUCGAGUUGCCAGUGGGUACUCACAGUCCGUCAUAUUCACAACCUGCCCCGGGCGAGAGCUUUUUCAACGGCCUCCCACGGAAUUGGGAGGUUCCGACGUCCCCUAGUAUUUCGAAGUACAUCUUCAAAAUAUGCUGCUUUAUAUUUACCUGGCGCGGCGAUUUGAAGUGGUUGCACGACCUCUUGAAAGAUGGAAACAACUGGGAAGAACUGCAUCAGCAAUAUCUGGCCCAGCUCAAUCAAGUGAGCACGGUGCAAGGACUCGUGCUUGCUACUGCGGCUGUUUUUAUCUCCUCAAAUCCACCGCUUGCGAGAGAUGUCAACUACACAUCUGAUGCAUCUUAUGCUUGUUUGGCGGAAUCGCUUGUCUUUUCGUUGUUCGGGUUAUUGUUCUGCCUGAAGGUAUCUGCCUCUGGAAUGCUUUUUCAAAAACGUAGUGCUGCAGAAAUCAUAAUUCAGAGACGCUGGAGAAUAUUCUGGCACUUACUGAGUUUAGCUGUGCCAAUCAUUAUCUUUGUCAUAUCAGUGAUACUUUUACUCAUAGGUAGGCAAUUCACCUCGUGAUGCGUGGUCGCGACUUACACUCAUCAUCAGCCAUCGUGUUCACGGGGUUUGCAUCUCACUCCGGAACUGUCCAACUUUAUAUGAGCAUAACAUUUGCUUUCCUUGCCACCUGUCAUUUGGUGUCGACCAUUGGUUCACCAUUCUACCACCAUUUUUCGAACGUAUUCGUCGAGAUUAUUCGCAAAAUGAGUGGUGGUAAAGAACCUCAGAAGGUGGGCGAAGCUUGAGCAUUGGGAGGUCCUGCAAAGGUACUGGCAGGUGUUCCAUCGAUUACUCUGCGAGGACAACUUCGCAUUUAGCGAUGGAGGCACUGCACACUACAACAACCACUUCCACUGUUUCGACGCUGCACGGAUUAUUUUCCUUUUUCAUACAC
Messenger RNA from Suillus bovinus, 1144 nucleotides. RefSeq lists its product as uncharacterized. The record is from RefSeq and is a predicted model, not a curated record. Lineage: Eukaryota; Fungi; Basidiomycota; Agaricomycetes; Boletales; Suillaceae. The transcript has 4 exons. The coding region runs from base 106 to 768 and encodes 220 amino acids.